GUGUUUUCUGUGCAAGAUUUAAUGUGCAAAAGUUGGGCCGUUUUGGGUUCUUACGGAGCAAACCGCGCGUCAAUACUCGGCCGAAGCUACUGUUCGGGUGUAAGUGCUCCAGUUUUUGUGCUCGUUCCACCAUGAACUCCAGGACGCCGGGUGGCCAGGUGGAAACGAUUACGACCUGCACUAAGAACCUUCAUAAGGUACGUUAAGGCCGCUUCCUAUCUGACCCCCCCAUGCGCUUCCCGUGUGCAAAUGCACGAGCAAAUUUAGCGUUUCUUCAAGCCAAAAGAGACAAAUGAAAUCAUAAAGAUUGGACGGAUGGGCACAGUCAACGACAUCGUCGGCGAGCUUAAGGCUCGCGGCCGCUUUCUACCUCACGCAAAACGGGAAGGUAGGUAAAGACGGACACUCUGGGAAGGAUGGACACGUUCCAUAAUUGAAGGAUAAACUAGUUGUUAUACAUUUUAAUAAUACAGCUUCGAGUUUGAAGGAGAGCACGCCGGACAACCAUUUUUAGAUACGGUUUAAUUGGUCCAAUUGGGAAUGCAAUACAAUAUUCAAACUGUACACAUGCUUAUAAUUCUAAUUGGAUUACUGCGGAUAUUAAAUUCUAUUUACUUCUGUGAUUAAUAAAACAAAGCGAAACUGAUCCGACACCUUGUAGAAAUAUAGUCAGGAGUUACAACGGGAUUUCAAAGACUUGUUGGUCUGAUUUGCUGGGGUCAUCUACAUCAAGCAUUCUCCCAAAGUGCCGCAGUCUUAACUGUCCUUCCGUAGUAAACUUGAAGCAACACCAGAUACUUGCGCCCAGAGGUUUCAAUAAUGCCUCUGCUCAGCAUUCUUGAGAGUUAUUGUGCGUGGUGACUCACUAUUCACUCACUAAUUUCUUCAAUUUAUAACGAUUUCUAUCAGUGACCAUCCUUCCCAUGUUACGUCAGGUCAGGAAACAAAAAACUUUGCAAAAAAAAACAUAAUCAUUGAUAGAAACUUCCAUGAUGCAACAGAUUUCCGAAUGCAAGGUGACUGGGAAAAAUGGCCUGCAGAUGUUUCGCGCACGCCGUAUUUAUAUUAAUUUAGACUAUUAAAAUGUAUCUGUACGUGUCCGUCUGUCCUUACCGUCCCGUAAACGAACGAUAGCGUUCCAUCGAUUUCUCGUUUUGUUUUUAUCUCUUUAUCCCACGUUUUCCCUCCUACAGCUACAGCGCGAGCUAGCAUAUAUUUCUCAAAAACCCGCAAAAGCGCACGUGCUCCGCGGGCGUGCAUACAUUUCAGGCGCAUACAGCUGACAGACACGGCACAGCGCUCACCCGCGGCUAGCACGCGGCACCUGGUACUAGACCAAAGUAUGCUCCUCCACCCUCUUUCCCUUCUUCCCUUUCACCUUCCUGUUUGUGUUGCACAAAAACUCUCCCUUAUCCUAUGCUUUGAAGCAACCGCCAGGCUUGCAUAGGAACGAACGCUUGCCGAGGGGUUUUUAUUUUUUAUCUUUAUGUUUAUGCCACUGUGAAACGAACGGGGUUUUCCACGCAGCAGCUGCAAGAGAGCAUUAUCAUUAUUAUUUUGCCAUUUCCCCGGGUAAUCUUCUGCUGAGCUGCGCGUAGUAUCUGGUGCAGCAGACGAUGCGAAAGCUUCCUCCUAUUUUUUGCGCCCACAGUGUAGGCAAUCUUGUGCUCGGGGUCGGCAGGUGACGAUUGCCAACUGUUGCAGCUGAUUCCCAAUCAACAAACAAGCCAAAAAAAACAACAACAACAAAAAGCUUCUGCAUACACACUCAUACUAAACUUUGUUCCGAUUAUUUCCCCCCCCCCUUUUAUUCUCUCUGUCCGUCUCCUUCGCUCUCCCUCCCUCUCUCUCUCUCUCUCUCUCUUUCAAAUGCAUUAUCCUUGCUCCCGAUCCGAACCUGUCAUGAUGCUGUCGCGCCUUCAAAUCCCCUCCCUGUGGUCCCGGUGCUGCGGCCUCGUGCUGCUCGUGGGCCCCCCCCCCUCCCAUUCCCUGAACUCCUCCAAACCCCUCUUUACUUCCCACAGGCAUGGGUAACCGGUUCGACGACAAUCGGCUAACGCUGCGGAUACACCGGGGGCGCGGGUCAACGAGCGCACCGCUGCACGAGUCGCCGCACAGCAACGGCAGCACGCACAGCACCACCACCAGCAUCGGCAGCGCGUCGCCCGAGCGGCUCUCCCGCUACUCGACCCGGGGCAAGCUGGUGGGGCACGGGGGCACGGCCCCGCAUCCGACCGCACACCACGAAAAGAUCAAAAUCUCCGUCUCGUACCCGUCGACCGAGAACGUGGCCCAAAGCUGCCAUGCAGAGGCGGGCGGUGGCCCAUCCUCGCCGGCAGUGGCGGCGGCUGCGAUGGCGACCAGCUCCUCGUCGGCCGGAGGCGGCGGCGGCACCAAGCUGCUGUACGCCGUCCACUACUCGUCGGCGAACGGGCGGGACAGCAACGCGUCCCAGAUCUUCCGCCGCCCGUCGAAGGAGCAGCAGAUGGGCAGCGUGCUGGGCGGCUCCACCCAGUACCUGACCGUGUCGGAGCAGCAGCAGCAGCAGCAGCAGCAGUCGCACCGGGAGCGGGGCAGCAGCUUCCUGUCGCCGCGGGCCAGCAAGCGCAUGGGCAAGCGGAACAUCAAGGCGCAGGUGAAGCGCUUCCGGAUGGAGACGAAGGCGGCCAAGACGCUCGCGAUCAUCGUCGGGCUGUUCGUGCUGUGCUGGCUGCCGUUCUUCACCAUGUACCUGGUGCGCCCGUUCUGCGACGACUGCAUCAACGAGCUGCUGUUCUCGAUCGUCUUCUGGAUCGGGUACUGCAACUCCGCGAUCAACCCGAUGAUCUACGCCCUGUUCUCGAAGGACUUUCGGUUCGCGUUCAAGCGCAUCAUCUGCCGCUGCUUCUGCUCGGGCGGCCGGUUCGCCGGCGCGGUCGGCAGCAGGCGCGGCUCGGACAUGUCGCAGAUGCGGGCGCACGGGGGCCGCACGCCGAGCAUUUCGCCGAGCGCGGCCGCCCAGUCGCUGUGCGACGAUAGCGAUCCGGUCGGCGGCGACCUGUCCGACUCGAGAUGACGAACGUCGUACGCGCCGAGCAUCAGUUCCACCUCGAGCCGGGGGGGCGGUGGCGGCGGCGGCGGCGGCAUGAUGCUGCUCGCGAGCACUGCCGCCGGGGGAGGCGGGAUUGGCGGUGCCGGCGGCUCCACCGGAGAGGUGGGGCAUGGGGGCAGGAGCAGCAUCAGUAGUGGGGGCACGACGGCCGGCACGAACAGUGCGGUGGGCGGUACAGCCGCCAGCCAUCCGCUGGGGGCGGCGGCUGGUUCGAGUGGAGCCAGUGGCGGCGGCUGUACAGGGACGCUGGUGCGGGCCCCGAACGUGUACGACAUCUGCCACCCGCUCGUGAUGGAAAGUCCCGCUUCGAGCGGUGGUGGGCUCGGGCCGCUGCAGGGCCACCCGUUGGCGCCGCUGCCGCCCCUGCGCAGCCGCCUCGAGCCGGACUCGUCCCGCAGCCUGCGGCGGCUAAACAUUUGAUCGUUUUGGGAGCGCUCCAUCUGGCACUUUUGCGACCAGAGCUAGAGAGGACGCUACAAGACGCUACAGGGGCGGUGUGUGUGUGUUCGUGUGUGUAUGAAUGUAAGUGAAUGAUGGAAAGACGCAAACAGCCGCCAUGUACAUACGUCGUCAAGCCAUACGUCAUCAGCAUAUCACUGUUUGUGUUGCCUCUCUCCCUCACUCACAUGCUCUUUGCCGCCCCCAAAAACUAAGCAAAAGAAAAUAAUAAGCAAGUGUGUGUGUGUAUAUGUAUGUGUGUGUGUGAGAGGAUGAGUGCGUGCGCAUGUGUUUGAGGAAGUGUUUGUUAGCUUAACUUUACGUCACGAUAACUACGGUAGAGCAUUGUAAGUGUAAAUGUGUAUUGUAUACGGGUAACCAGCAAGGUAGUGUGGUAGCAGGGCGAGAUGGUGAAAGAUGGGUAGCUUCUACAAAAGCGGCUCCUUGAAAACAGCAACAACAACAGCAGCAGCAGCAGCAACAACAAAAACGCAAGACACAAUUUACAUACUUGUUAGCUUCCCGUGUCCUGCUAAUCCUAAGCAAGCAACUCCGAACGAGCAGGCCUUUGAAGUGGGUCAUGGAGGGUAUUCUUACUCCAACACACUCCCCACACUCUUCAACCAGCCCUCUCGCAACCCCGCAUGGUCUCGCUCACUCGAUACAGAAAUCACAACACCAUUACAGCUAAUUAGCAGGACAAACGCUUCACGGCAACGAGCUGUCUGGGUGGGGAAGGGCUGGGGUGAAAAGUUGACGUUGUUGUGCAACUGCGAGGGAGGGGUAAAAGGAAGCAGCACAUUCGAACCACUGUAUGGGCGUGUGUUCUGCUUUCGAUUAAGGAAGCUUCUUCGGGGAAGAGCGGUGAAAAUGGUUGAAAAGCAACGGGGAGGGAAAGGAUAGAACAACACGCAAACAACGCCAUCAUUAGGUUGUUUCUCAGGUCGUUGUGGGUGAAUCGCGGAGGGGGUGGGGGGAGGGACUGCGGUCGAAGUCGAACGGGGAGGGGGGACAACAAAACAAUGAAAACAAUAAUUUUAAAACAUCAUCCUCUUCCUCCUCUCCAGCCCGCGGUACUGCGCGCGGAGAAGAUAGAAAGGAACAUGAAGGGGUUGAGUUUGAUAAGCCAAGCUCGCUCCACGACCCCGUUGCAUUCAUCCCAGUCACCGCGUUAAGGCACACCACAGCCUACGAGCCACGUGCACGCCAAGUGUGUAAGCGAGUGGAGCCGUUCGAGCACAGCGUUCUCGCGGCUGUAUUACUGCUAGAAGUUUGCUGUUUUGUCAGUGUAAACACGUGAACCAGCUAAUAGGAGGCGGCUACGCGGAGGCGGCUCGUGUGCGAGGGAGCGCUCACGAGUUGCCGCUGUUUUUUUUGUAAAUUAAAAUCGUUCCACUUUCGUGUGUCGUACUAUUACAUUAAACUGGGAAAAAAAAAAAUGGAGAAAAUGUGCAAAAAAGAACUGGAGCAGGCUGAAGUGAAGAAGAAAAACAUUGUAACACAUAUUACACUACGAUUAUAGAAUAAUAGAGCAAAAGCAAAACCCUUAUUAUCACCAUCACACAGCAGAACAGAAGCAAAUGUGCGCACAGUGCGUGCGAGAGUGUUGAGCUUUUCUUCUGGAUUUUCUACGAGAAGCUGCUCCCUCGCCCCGAACAGUCAGGUUCUUGUGCUGCCUUCCCAGUGCUAAACACAGCAACAAGCCCGAUCAAAGCUGUCGUUUGGGGCAGCGCCGGCUGGGUGGCGUAGCGUUUUGCUGCCGCCGUGCUGUAAGCGCCUGUAAGGUAGUCUAUCCGCACGGCACGCGUAAAGCGCGCGGCCGCCCCUGAAACGCUUCACGCGACCACGAAAUAACGGGAGACAUACACACACACACAGAGCCACACACACACACACACACACACACACACACACACACACACACACACACACACAAAAACAAGAGAUAGUGAGAAACAUUAAAUUAAAUUUUGCGACACGGCAAACUAACACUCCCUGGCACCUCUUCUAAGCACAAACUUUUAUACAUAUACAUACAUAUACAUAUAUAUAUAUACACCGAUACACACCGAGUUUACACUCAUUCACCGGUACCCAGCUAAGGCAGAGGAAGAGGAAUGAAAAAAAACGAGUACAAUAUGCGCCUACUAAUUGUUGUUUCUUGUUGUCUAGUUGAUCUUCUUGUCGUGUCGUACAUGCAUAAAAUGCAACUUCCCACACAGAGCUGGCCCAAUCUCCCGUUUCGUGCUGGCCUUUAAACGAUGAAGCAUGAAUCGGCGAGAGCGUUGUGCGGACUUUUCCCCUUUUGCUGUCUAGUUGCGAAGCAAUGGAGAUGAAGAGACGAUGGAUGCUUAAAACGGGAACGAGCGAGAGAUGGGGUCAAAAUUUAAAAGAAAACACCGCACCGCAACAUGGCAUCGCUCCUGCUCGCAGCGGUGGCGGGCGUAGGUUUAUUUAUGGCAACAUUUAUAAUCGUUAUAUGCUCGUUAGCUCCGGUGAGCCAACGCUAGGGUACAUAAACAUGCUUCCAGGUAUGGAGCGACACCGGCCCGAGGGCUGAUGCAAAUGUGGCUCUCCCCGGGCUCAGUGCACGCGCAGUGCAGGAUGCAAAAACGCUUCACUCCAGACUGUUACGUCUUGUUACGUUACGUUACGUUACGUGUGGUUAGGGUGUAAGAUGGUAAACGGGCUAAAGCUCCGCGUCCGCGGGAUCACCGUUUGUAGAGGAAAGAUUCCGCUCAGCUGCAAAAAAAAAAAGGCAGCUCAGUGGAAACCGAGUGUCGAGAGCGAAACACCUGUUAAACAAAUGUAAAUGUAGCACAAUUCCAAAUAAAAAAAAAUUAAAAAAAUAAAACCAAACAAAUGUAACAGGGAAAAACAACCCAAAAACAACAAAACAGCCAACAGACAACACUUAUCAAAAACAAUUAAAGUGUGUGAAGAGAAACCCCACAACGUACGAAAAUGCAUCCCGCCUGCGGGGAAAAGAAUACAAAGCAAAUGAAUUGCUAGCAACAGUAGACGGUAAGAGUUUGAAGAUAUGGGGGGGGGGGGUGAUGGAGAAAUGGUAACAAAACAAAAAAACAAUAUAGUAAGAGAAACCAGUGAGCAGAACAGAAAAUGCAGAAAACCAAAAAAAAACACGAAUAUAGCAAGGUAUGUUUUAUGUUUUAAAUGAUGGCAAACCAAAUGAAAAAGGGUGAAAAAUAUAGAUAAUAGAAAAAGAGAUUCGUAAUAAACCACCAUAAGAAGAAAAAAAAAAGAGCAACAUAAGUGAAAUCAUUAAAAGCAUUGAAAUAUAAUCAUCACAAUGUUUUGUUUUUCUUUCAUAGUCAAACAUCAUGCGAUUCUUGCAAUGUCAUGGGGAGCUAGGGUAGGGGAGACUUACUGUCCAAUUCUUCGUCUUCAGAUUCUGAACAGGGGAAAGGUUUCCAUAUACCACACACUCUUCAUCUCUUUCAAACUAAAAAAAAAAAAAACAAGAAAACUGCACACAUUUCC
This is a messenger RNA of Anopheles arabiensis, 7030 nucleotides long. Its product is annotated as octopamine receptor Oamb-like. The coding region runs from base 2027 to 3055 and encodes 342 amino acids. Gene Ontology annotation, cellular component: membrane. Gene Ontology annotation, molecular function: G protein-coupled amine receptor activity. NCBI's taxonomy places the organism in Eukaryota, Metazoa, Arthropoda, Insecta, Diptera, Culicidae. The transcript has a single exon. The record is from RefSeq and is a predicted model, not a curated record. Gene Ontology annotation, biological process: adenylate cyclase-activating adrenergic receptor signaling pathway.